Molecule: messenger RNA, 4537 nt
Organism: Phycodurus eques (leafy seadragon)
Lineage: Eukaryota; Metazoa; Chordata; Actinopteri; Syngnathiformes; Syngnathidae
Gene: slf2
Product: SMC5-SMC6 complex localization factor 2
Exons: 20
Coding region: 99-3488 (1129 amino acids)
Source: RefSeq, a predicted model, not a curated record
GUUAGGCGACUUCGGGCGGGCGAUAGUGUUGGUUACAGGACCUCCGCGUCUGCAGCCUUUGACACGUGACGAUAACCGAGUACUACUUCACCCUCAAAAUGAAGAUUGGAGCUGAAAAUAAAGGAGAUAGUCGAACACCUAAGAUUACAGAACACUAUUCCCCGUGGAUUAAUGAGACUCCAAUGAAACCUUCUCAGAUCGCUAAUUGCCUCGUGGCCCCGCCCAGGAGAAUGUUGCCGUUCCCCAGCCCAGACUCGUGCCAGCGCUACAUCUCGUCUUCGCCGUACCAGCCUUCCUAUCGUCCAACGUCGGUUCGCGCAUCGGAGUCGCAUCAUCAGGAGCACCGCAAGUCCCUGUCGGGGUUGCGACCGCAACCUGUGCAGCGGCCCCAACCUCCAGUCACUGUUACUACAGUUGCCAACAAGCACGAUGGGUCGAAAGUCUGCCGACCGAGUGUUUCCCAAGUCGAAUCCCCUCACCCCAGGAAGCAUUUAAGCACCCGUUCACUAUCAGCUCACAUCGGGAGACAGCAUAAAUCUGUGGCGGCAUCUGACUCAGGAAGACACGCCAGUCUACAAAGACUAGCGUCAACAAAGGAAUGUUUGCAAACACCUCCGAUUGGAAAAGCCAUUCCAGCAGUGAGCUUGGACCACUCCUCUCAGAAGCGGCACAGGGAAUCCAAGGACAGAGAUGGCAGCGUCAAAAAGCUUUGUCUCCGAGUAGAGCCUCCAAAUCUGCCGCAGAAAAGCCCUCUUCGCAAGUCACCUGUGGCACAGCCUAAUGUUUCAAAUGAACGGUCUCCAUGCUUUGAUCCAUCGUCCACAUCCGAGCCCGCCCAAUCGUCCUACACGCCGUCCAAACCAGCUGUAACCAGACAAACGUUUUUAGGGGCAAAGCAACUCCAGAUACAUUCCAGUGAUGGUGAAAUGAUCCAGUUGAGAUCCCCUGCCAAUCGCAACGGAGAAGUUUUCAAGAAAACAAGUGAGGGAUGCAACACAAAUGAAAAAGCAAAUGCUGUCGUCCACCUGAAAAACAGCAAUUCUUCUCACUUCAGCCAUUGUCCUCGGGAUCCCCAACACAGUUCCUCGGAGUCCUCAGUUAGGACUCCGAUACGCAAGUCUCACAGCGUUCCUCACGAAGCACCCAAUUGUUCUCUGAGCAUUCCGCUGGCCAAACGGAACAAAAUGGACCACCGGAGAAGGACCGUUGACAUUCCCAACGACUAUGACAAAUCGUUCAGCCCAGAUAUCGUCCUCAGCCCUGUGGACAAGACCGACAAAACCAAACCAGAUAGGGAGACAGAGAAAAGACCGCCAGGAUACAGUUUAAAUACCGUCCAAAGUUCUGAGAACACUUGUAGUAAGCGUGAAGACUCACGAUUUGCAAAAGUUCACACAUUAUUAAAAGACUGCCAUGUUUCCUUGCCUAAUGUGUCGUUCUUAACACUAAAGAUGGAAAAUACCAUAUCCCUUUGCUCCAUAGGCAGUAGGCCUAAAUCCAAAGAUUGCCCUGUCCCAACUUCACGCAGUCACUCGACGGAUGAGAGCCUUAAACGUGACGAAAAAAACAAAGCUGUUCUGACCGAGCGACCCUCCAAUUCCCCUCUGAUCAAGAGAAGGGAAGGGCACACAUCACCCACGUAUAAAGCAGAUUCUAUGGAUGAGGACCUGGACUUGGGCCUGGGUAUUGCCCUCGAAGUGGACUCAAGCCAGACCUCCAACAGCAGCGAGGAGGAGCAGCUGCUGUCCUGGCAGGAGAUCAUGAACCACGUUCCCAAUGGUCCAGUGACACCGGACAAGGCGACUACCUUCUCGGAGCCGAGCACAACUGGAUGUUCCAGCAAUGCCUAUAAAGCUCAGCCAACCAUCACAAGAAGAGGGUGCUACAAAAACAGCCUGGACCAGAUGCUUAAAGAGAGAGACACCCAGAAAAGGGCGAGAGAGAAUGAGGCACAGCUACGUACCUCGUGCGAUGAGGAGCUGUUGAAAGUAGAAGAGUACCAUGAGGAGGAGAACCGCGACAAGGCAUCCAGUGAACAACAGGAGUUCCUGCAGCGCUACUCGUUGGAGUCCAGCGCUAUCAGGGAGGUGCCUCCGGGAGAAGUAGUGUUCCACCUUGACAAGUUUGGCCAUAUCUUCAGUCAGGAUUCUCUGCAGCUCAGACGGUGUGCGGUCAAACCGCAGACCACCCUGCAGAAAACACUUCUAUGGUCCAGCCCGGCUCAGCUGAGACAUCACGUGAAUAUCGGCUUGUUCCAGGAAGCUUACAGUUGUCACUUGCCCUGCCCGACCCAAGUUACAGAUUUCCUAUUCAAGAUGAUGUCGGUGCAUUCUGAGAGGAUUUUGUCUGAAAAGAUACUCCAGGCUCUCUGUGACAUCGCAAAAUCGGCUGCCUAUAAUAUUGUGAAAAAAAGAAGCCAAGUGUUUAACGUGUGGAUGCCUGCUUUGGCUGACUUAACUUUGGUGCUCAUGAACAUGGGCGUCACGUUUGUGACGCUGUUCCCGUUUGAACACCUGCAGCCUGCGUUCACCGAGGGAGAUUUGCUAAAGAAUGUCAUUCUUCAAAGUGAAUGUCCCUCCUUCAAUAAGGAAUGGAGCACAUUCCCGGAACACAACUGUAACAACAUAUUUAAGUACCUGACAUACUGCAUGAGGAUGUGUCCAGCAGUGUACAGCGACUAUGAGCUGCUCUUGCUGUUGACCGUGAUGGCUCGAGUGGCUCUGGACGCUCACUUCAUCCCCUUGCCCGGUGUGGAGAUUAACAUACUGCUGUGUAACAUAGUGGAAAACAUCAGGGACUGGGAUACAAUGCUCCCCAGAAUCUGCCAGGCCCUCACCGACCUGACAGACGACCACCACAACAUGUGCCAUCUGGUUCAACUGCUGCCUAACAACACUCUCGGGAAAUGCCUUCGCCAGCAUCUUAGUCUUUCGAUGAUCUCAAAACUCUUAGACGGAACGUGUAGAUACAGGCCAACUGGAAGAGAAUUUAAGCUCGCUGCACUCAGACCGUACGUGCCCACUAUGCAACCCGCAUCCCUCCGCCGUUUCAUUUUGAACACAUCAAACAGAAAUUCCACACAGGAUGAUGUGGCAUUAGAUCAGCAGUCCUACUACCUCUGCUACAGCCUGCUGACCUUGACAAACACAUCCUCUGAGUUCACGUUGUUCCCGACCCAUCAGAAGGAGUAUCUGCUGAAUCUGUGCUCGGAUCUGAGAACUCACGUCAUCGGUCACAUCAGAGAAAGCGAAAAGUGGCUUUACAGGAGCAAGGUGAAGGAUCUGCUGGCCAGGAUCUAUACCAACUGGCAGAUGACCCUCCACCGCAUUCAGCCUCUCAAUUCUCAGCUUUGUGACUACUGGAAGCCCUCGUCCGUGGGAACCUUGAUGCACAGCCAACAGGAGUCAGACGGUUACCGUGGGCGCUGCACAGGAAGAGAGGAUGCCGAAGAAGUAGUUAAAGGAGGUGGAGGCGAGGGGUUGGCGUGAUGACUUCACCUCCGCCGGGGAGGAAGCGGGAGAUGGCGCAAAUCAGUCGCCAAUCUGAGGGCUUGGAUUUGUACGUUUUUAUGCCAUUUUAACAUUUAGUUUAUGGGUCAUUAGCCUUAAUAUUACGACUUGAUUUGCACUGUUAAGCCUGAAUCCGGACUUGAAUUAUUAAUGUCUGGAUUGCACGCUUAAUGCCCAUAAUAUUAGGUACCCCUGAGCAGUCUAAAUGGCAUCGAAUAUGAGAGUAUUAUAAUUCCUUUCAGGUAUUUAAUGUGUGUUAUUGUGGAUUGCAGUGUUGUUCGACUGGCUCUCACUGUAAUGUUCAGGCAUGCCUCAUGUUUUAGCAACUAAUUUUAGAAGCGGUCAUGCUCCAUUGGGUUAACUCAGGAAGUUAAAAUGACCAUUUAAUGUUUUUAUUUAUUUUUUUACAUUUGUGUAUAUUAUAGGAAAUGUGUUUGUCAAAAAUGUUUGCUCCUGAAAGAAAAAUAAACAUAUCAAGAAGAGAAAAAUUAUUUCCUGAAGGGUGAAAUAAGGUUGUCAGCUUUUCCCUACUGUUAAUAUACAGGGGACUUCCACAGUUUGUCACCCGCAGAUUCACCUCUGCGGAUAUUUUUUCAAUUUUUAUUUCAAUAAUUAUUUUUGUUUCCAUUUGGGUAGGGGAACCAAUCGAAAAGAUCCUUACUGGUGUUUUACCCCAGUUUAUUCCAGAUAUUUGAGUGCUUAUAAACAAAUAGUUUUUUUAAAAAAUGCAAUUCUAAUAGCUGGUAAUUACAUGCAGAUUUUCUCUAUUCGCAAUCAAGCCUGGUCCCUUUCCCCAGAGAAUAGCGGGGGCUCCACUGUACAGAAUUUUGUUCAAUAAGAAAAAAAGAUGUAUAUAAUUUCAAAAUGAGCCGUGGCUUGUUUUGUGUAAGAAUGUUACUGUUGACUACAGUUUUACUCAACAUGUACUUUUGGGUUAAUUAUCUAUUUGUAAUGAUCAAAAUGCUCUUUUGUUUUUAUAAGAAUAUUUGUUGGCAAAUACAGAAAAUAAACGAUACUACUUUGUUCAA